Molecule: messenger RNA, 465 nt
Organism: Ascochyta rabiei
Lineage: Eukaryota; Fungi; Ascomycota; Dothideomycetes; Pleosporales; Didymellaceae
Exons: 2
Coding region: 1-465 (154 amino acids)
Cellular component (GO): membrane
Source: RefSeq, a predicted model, not a curated record
AUGGCGACCAAAAUCGGCCUCGGCGUCCCCAUGCCGCUCCUCGCGCCCGCUACCGCAACCUGGGCCGCGCCCUUUGCUGCAUACUACAUCUUCCUGCAGAACCGCAUCGUGUACCACCGUCUGAGCUCCAAGACGUACAUGGGCGACUCUUCCGACAAGACGCAGGGAGUCAAAGACCCGCUGUACGUUGCGACGCGCGCGCAGCUGAACUUUGCGGAGAAUGUGCCGCUCGCGCUGGCGAUUGCGUUGCUGGCUGAGCUGAACGGGGCGAAUCGCACGUAUAUCAACUACGCACUUGGUGCUCUCUUUGCUUUCCGCAUCAGUCACGUCGAGGCCGGCCUUAUGAUCAAGGACUCGAUGGGCCCUGGAAGGAUUGUGGGUUACUACGGUACACAGACAGUUCUUGUCGCUCUGGCUGGAUACACGGCGUAUCUGGUCAAGGACUUUUUGCAGAUCGCUGCUUAA